This is a messenger RNA of Opisthorchis viverrini, 11020 nucleotides long. RefSeq lists its product as hypothetical. Gene Ontology annotation, biological process: positive regulation of transcription by RNA polymerase II. NCBI's taxonomy places the organism in Eukaryota, Metazoa, Platyhelminthes, Trematoda, Opisthorchiida, Opisthorchiidae. Gene Ontology annotation, molecular function: histone H3K4 methyltransferase activity; transcription coactivator activity; histone binding. Gene Ontology annotation, cellular component: MLL3/4 complex. The annotation marks the transcript as partial. The record is from RefSeq and is a predicted model, not a curated record. The transcript has 26 exons.
CCUGGACUAGAAGGUGUGGAGGAGGCUGCUCGACGUGCCUUAACCCAAGUAUGCGCCCUAUGCCGUCGCCUUGGUGCCAGCUUGAGUUGUCGGUCGCCAAACUGUACCAUGUAUUUCCACUUCCCUUGUGCCGCUGGGGCUGGUUGCUUGCAAGAUGUGGAGACACUUGAGUUGCUUUGUCUACUGCAUUUGGACGAAGCGGAGACUGAGAGCAAAGAUGAAAACAAAAUGCUGGUUUGUGAUGUAUGUGACAAAGGUUUUCAUACCUAUUGCCUAAGACCACCGGUUUCCUGUAUUCCUCGGAACGGAUUCAAAUGCGAACGCUGUCGAGUUUGUUCAGAUUGUGGGGCUGGUCGGGCAUCGACCGUGAGUGGAUUGGGUGUUAUGGUGGAAUUCAACAACCCUCAGCUCCCAGCAAUCAAGUGGCACAGCAAUUAUACCCUUUGCGAUCGUUGUUUCCACUCCCGCAAGCGUCCCACGGCCAGUUGCCCUGUGUGUGAACGUGCCUGGCGCUGUUCCUUGCAAGUAAGCUCUAAAAGUCAUUCUCUAAAGCACUCUCUAGAAACUAACCACCUGUCUUACCUGCCCAUGUAUCCUAUACAACUAAUCGCUUUGAAGUUGUUGCCUUUAUCGUUAGCACUCUAUUCCCUGUUGUUUCUACUGCAGGUUCCUAGCUAUAUAUCUACACAGCCACAAACCAAUGCGCAUGUCACCUGGCCGGGCCGUCGAUGCACCAAAUGCCGUCGUAUGGUCCAUGCAGAUUGCGACCCGUUGCAGUCUGUAGCGACUGGAACAGCGUCCCCCUCCUCAGCGAUAAGUGAAGACACUAACUUGGCCGGUGGGAUAGCUUACUCCUGUCCCGUAUGCAGAGUGCGUGGUUCUGCAACGCCUAGUGAGGUAAGGCUAUUGAACAUAGUGUUUGCCUGCUCCGCGCGUCCAUUGAAUAUUCUAAACUCCAACCUCGUAUUUCAGGCUGCGUCCACAACUGCAUCCUUGCGCGCCAGCCCCCUGCCUGGAUGUGGUAAUAGCAGUCACAGUGGAGGUGAUGGAAGUGAGGAAGUGUUUUCUGGUUCAGGCGGCUUGGAUGAUCCUGCCCGGCAAGGUAUCUCCGCUCAGUCAGCACUUGGUUUGGGUGCUCCCAGCACGUGGGUGAACACUCCAUCCAGCUGUACUUCCAAUUCCACGACACCAAACACAGAACCUGGAAAGCAGCAGGUGUUGCUCAACGUGCCAGAAAGUUCGCAGGCACAAGGAACUCGUGGUGCGUCGGCAUCUCCUAGACUAAACACGAAAGGUAAUGCGACUACUAGUUCGGUGAGCCGCGGAAGUUCAUCCUCGGUAAACCGGAUUAGUUCAGAAAGUAACCUUGGCAGUUCCACUCAGUAUACUGGACGGAAGCGCGGAGCCGGUCUUUCGUCAGAAACCUCCAGAUCUAACGCAUCCGUCAAGAACACGGUUCCUGCCAACGGAACGGUGGCGAUUACGAAAACCGGUGCCCUCAAGCGCACAGCUGGAGCAAACACCACAACCUCGAUGACAGGCCGCUCGAGGCGAACGAAAACUAGGAAAACAUCAAUGGUUGCAAGUUCCAAAACUGUCGGUUCUUUUGUUCAUCCCAGGGUUCUACCAGAAUUCAUGCAGCCUCCGAGGCUUGCCUCUGAAACCCUCUCUGUGAAACGCACUUCUCAAACUCAAGCACUCAAAGCAAACCUGCAGCACACUUUGGAUGGGGAUGCGUGGAAAAUGCAUCUAUCUUCGUCUAAUUCUGGUCCAAUCGCCAGCUGUACGCGGUCUGCUCUGGCCGCUGCGGCAGCUGUGCGUUCCAGUGCUCAUUUGCGCAGUGAUAUCACUGCGGAAAAUUUCGUUGCGGACGAAGAUCGGCGCAGGCGACUCGAAGGCCGUGUCGCCUCGCUGAUGGCUCACGAGAAGGACGAUCAUCCGAGUACGGUGGUACUAUGUCGUGCGGACGACACAUUCGUUUUGGAACAAGAUAUGUGUGUCGCCUGUGGGUCGUUUGGCUUGGAUACUGUCUUACUAGCUUGUGCUCAGUGUGGUCAAUGUUACCACCCGUUUUGCGCAGACGUCCCGAAAAUAACGCGCACUAUGCUCGAGAAAGGGUGGCGUUGUUUGGACUGUACAGUUUGUGAAGGAUGUGGUGGGACCACAAAUGAAAGCUUGUUAUUGCUAUGCGAUGACUGUGACAUCAGCUAUCAUACGUACUGUUUGGACCCACCACUCCAAGAGGUGCCGAAGGGUGGUUGGAAAUGUUCGGAGUGUGUGGUUUGCACCAGCUGCGGUCAGCGCGACCCCGGAUUGAACGGGAAGUGGCAUGCCAACUACUCUAUGUGUGCACCAUGUGCCUCCUUGGCCACCUGUCCUGUUUGUACACUGGCCUAUCGCGAAGGUGAACUGUUGAUUCGAUGCGCUCUGUGUUCGCGGUGGUCGCAUGCCGGUUGUGACCAGCUACGUACAGAAGACGAAUUGGAACUGGCCACAGAUAUGGGCUAUAAUUGUCUGUUAUGUCGGGAGGCGGGAGCAGAGAUGGGUGCGGGCCAUCUUCAGGUGUUGGCAUAUCGACAAGCUGGCAACAGCAAUAUGCACGCGCUGGAAAAUGUGAAAUUUGGGGAGGGAACAGAAAACCUUUUCUCUGAUAAACUGCCGAAGAAACCAUCCAUAGCUGGGCAGCGUCGCUUGUCUAGUCAGGGCACUCCAACUCCAUUGGUUUUGGAUUCGGGUCGCUCGAAUGACACUCCUCUUUCGGAGCUGACACCUGUGGGAUCUCAUGGCCAGGGUGACGAAGAAGGUUCACUUCAAUCUGCGUUAGAUGCGGAGGCAGAAUCGGUCAGUUACCCGGAUUGGAAAUCGCCCAGCAUGCUAUCUGAAGAAGAUACCGGUUCGGUUACUACACCUGUCACAGCUGGGACCUCAACAAGCACCCAGGAAUCUCUCCGCUGUCCGCCCGGGUCUUCAAAGAGCGUUGCUGCCGCUGGUGGAGGCAAAUUGUCCGGAGCGAUUGGAGCCAAGAGCCGUCGCCUCAGUAACUUGGGUAUCGGUGGUUUCCGAGCCAAACCAGUCCGUAUUAAUCAGGUCAGCGGGGUUAACACCAAGAAACAACAACUCGCUGCUGCCUCAGAUCCAUUUUGUCAAUCUUCCACCUAUGGAACUUUGACAACAUUGACGAACGACUCCAGUGGUUUGGGCGGAAAGCGCAAGAAAGGUGGCAAGAAGAAAUUAGAGUUGGAGGAGAACUAUCCGGACUACCUGAUGGAAGCGUUUUAUGGUGCUAGCCUACUGGCGGCAAACAGAAGGCCGAUGAAGAAGAAGAAACCUUCCAGUUCAUACGGAGUAUCGUCUCAACAAUUUUCGCGACAAUCUGGAUCUGGUGUGUUGGCAGCCCGUAGUGGGUCGGCACUUAAGGCACGUACUGGUUUCAAUGAACAGCAAAAACGCACUUCAACAGACCACCGGUCUGCUGAAAGUAAUGGUCUUUCCGAAGUUUUCGACAGUAUUGAAGGUGCAAGUGCUGGUGAUGAGUUGGCUGCGGACGAAGAAUGUGCUUUGGAUGAUAUCACAGACGAUCUUGAGCUAGACGAUGAACUUGAUAAUGAUCUAGGUGGUUUGGACGAGCUGCGUGAUUUUGAAGACGAUUUUGAUGCGGAGCCACUCGAAUGUGAAGCAGACGAAGAUAUCUCAACGACGUUGAGCAUGGUGGAUGGACUGGAGUUUCAUUCUUCAUCAGAAAUUAAAUUCAGUGGUAAUCUUUUGGCCAACCAAAGUUCCAUUCUAUGCUCUGAAACAGAAUCACAAAACCCACGUCUGCUCCGAGCAGUUUCGAUUUCGGAAGCGUCCACAGAACCCUUCAUUCUUGCAUCCGAGGCAUCUGCCCGGAGCCUGGUUGGUCGACCUCAGGGUUCUUAUCCAUCUUCUGGCCCACCGACACAGACUGAAGUUCUCAGAUCUACCUCAAUGGAGCGCAUGUUGCCAACUGGUUCGGCCAGCCGUACCGGUGUACCGCAGUCGAAAACCGAUGCACCAACUCGAUUAAUUCUAGAGCCAACGGAAAGGACGCCUGCACACAUAAUGCAAUCACCUGGUCAAGAAGGUUCGGUCCCCGUGCCCCAAGCCUCUGUGGUAACGGACCAUAGCCGACAAGACAGACCACCAUCGGGUUUGGACGAGGUGUUUAUGAACAUGCAAGACUACUUCAUGAACAUCGAUGACCUACCAGAUGCGGAGGAUGCUGAACCAAACGAAACUACUAUUCAACAGACUCUAGCUACUGGGGCCGCACCUUCACCUGCUCAGGGGGUAGCCUCGUCCACAUUGCAACAGUUGCGAAACCAGACAAAGCAUUCACUUGUCCUAGCCACUUCAGCACAUGCUGCUCAGCCCAUACAGAAUCCACAAAACAUGCCCAAACAACAAGCUCUCCAGGUUGUUCGAGGUGGUGAGUCAGAGGCGAUUCCAGUUCAACCCAUUGAGUCGGUUUCUCAGCAUCCUGCUUCUCUACACUGUGAGCAGCAGUCGGUGAAACAGUUUCCGCUUCAACAAGAGAAUGUCAUAUACGACCAACAGCGACUGCGUUGUUCUCAAGAGAUGGCUCAUCUGCAACCCACCGAACAUCGGAUUCAGGUGCAUGGUCCUGGAAUGCCUGCCACCUCUUCUCGAGUUUCUGAAUUGCUGGACCGACCGAAUCUCUUGUCGCAAGCUCAAAGGCAACAACAAGAAGCUAGACAAUUUUUAAAUAUGCGGGCCCAAGAACAACAGUUUGCUCGUGUGGGAACCGCGCCUGUGAGUUCCGUCGCUUCCGGUAGAUUGGCUGAAUUGAUUGAACCAUCUCAUACAAGCGACCAAGCUACACCCGGAGCGCAGUUGAUUCCAUCAAACUGUGAGCUUGAUACCUGUUCACCACUUUCUUCUCGAGUAGCUACACCCGGAGCGCAGUUGAUUCCAUCAAACUGUGAGCUUGAUACCUGUUCACCACUUUCUUCUCGAGUAGGUGGGCAGACCAAUUCUUCAGGAAGAGGGAGCACAUCUACCGCGGGACAUUUACCCGAGCUCUCCGUCAGUGACAUUGAGACACAACUCGGUCCAACUGUUGGAUUUGAGUUGAACGAUGUCUUUAAGGGGCUAAAUACUAGCGAGACGAGCAGCGGGAUUCUCACCGAUUCUGGUGCAAGAGAUGUAGCUCAGGUACCGGCAUUCCUUGGUGAAGAAGUUGCCACUCCACCCGAGAUGUUAGGACAACGUAUACAACAGCAGCAACAGGCGCAGCAGCAUCGUUUCUCCACAUCUCAACCGACUGUACACCUGGUACAAGCCAGCCCAGAACAAAUUCUGCGUUCCUCACAGGGACAGCAUUUAGCCGAACAAUCACGCGAGAUUCCCCAACAUAUCCAAUCGGGCUUGCCUAUCGCGACUCUUCAGCGGUCUUCCCCCAUGACGAAUGUCCAGCAGCAGCAACAACAACCACGUGUUUCGAUACAACAACCGCAGUUUGAAGCUCAAAGUCCACGUCUACAGCUUCGCUGCCAGCAACCGUCUUACGUAUACGCUCAUGUGGUUCCAUCACAAGGUGGUCGCAUGAUUCGCAAACUCACACGUCUACAGCUUCGCUGCCAGCAACCGUCUUACGUAUACGCUCAUGUGGUUCCAUCACAAGGUGGUCGCAUGAUUCCGCAAACUCAAAAGCAGCAGCAGCAACAACAACAGCAACAGCGGUUGGUCAACUCACCUGGCCUUACUAGUUCUCAUCCAUCCGGUAACCAAUCUCAUGUUCAAAUGCUGGUUAGUGGCCACGCAUCCGCCACUCAUUUUAUUGCACACCCUGUCCAAGCAAGGUCCCCACAUGAGCGCACACCACCUCCACCGCCACCACCCUAUCCGACGCAAGCUUUGAGACAGACACAUAUGUGGCAGCAUCCUGCUGCACAACCGCGAAUCCUCACCCCCACCGGCCAAGGCACAAUAAUGCUCACAACUUCUGGACAAGCUAUAGCAACUCAUGGCUCCAACUCUGCUCAGCUUAUCAUGUCACCUCCUGCUACACCGAUUUCCAUACAAACACAACACGUGUUACCUCCCACUGGUCCACCAACGGGCCAGAUGGAUUCCGGGCAGAGAGUAUGUAUCCAGCAGACUGGCGUUCAACGUGUCCCCACUCAUGUGGUCAUGCAUGGGCAACAGGUGGUACAACAACAACAGCAGCAACAGCAACACUUGCACGCGUAUCCGUCUGAGCACGUGGGGAUUCACGGCACAAGACAAGUUUCGUUCGUCACGAGUCACCGACCGGGCUCCGUUCAGCCAUCACAGCCCUCUGCUGGUGUUCUUCGGUUCGCUACAAUUACGGAAGAAGCAGUACCUCGUCCACCUACUGAAUCUCAUCUUCUCUCAAUGUUAAAUCCAAGUCAGCCCAUAAUACCGGCUUCUCCGGCAAAUCAACAACAACCUACUAUUACUGGCCCCGCAACUGGGGGUGUGGUAACUGGGCCUCCUCCAACUUCUUCAGGACGUCGAAUAAACUACCAUAAAUGGGAAGAAGACGAACGCCUAGGCAACCAGUCUACCAUUGCUCCGGUGUUACACGCAAACGUAUCGCACCCAACCCUCCGAGGACAAGUUCCUGAGUUCACUGCUCGGGCCAAAGAAAUUACGAAAUUGUGGCGCCGCUUGUCAAGUGAGGAGCGCGGAUCAUGGGUGUCACAAGCUCGGAAUAAUCGGACCAAUCUAAGGGGUAGCCAUAAUCAACAUGUUUCUUCCAACGCCCCUGGAUCUUCGCCGUCAACCAGCACACCAUCCACUCCGUCUGAUACGCUUAUGAGACCUCAGUCUAGCACGUCCACACCAGCGGUGUUUUCACAGGACCUGGCUGACGCACCAAUGACACCACAACGCAUCCUUCCAGUCCAGGCCACGAAUAUCAGCCCCCGUAUUUUUGCUGAGGAUAACACGCGACCCCAAUCUGUACGACCUGGUGUUGAGUCUGUCCAGUCGUUACUAUCUCAAGAGCUCCAAAUCAGCCCGGAUACGUCCAGCCGAGUUCGAGCGAGUUCUUCUGAUUCUUUGGCUACGAGUACUCAGCUUCCUACGGUCGAGGUGGGGGAUAACCAUGGGGCCUCUGACCCGCUUGCUGGUGAACCUUCCUAUGGUGGCGUGCACCAAACCUCUCCGUUUGGGUAUUCUCAAAAUCGGCUGAAUAUCCGAGCUGCGAUGUUUCUCAUUGCGACUCCAGGUCGUCGCUCUUCAGGACUUCAUUUUUACUACGAGAGUUUCCCGUUUGAGAAACUUUAUGUGACUUCAUCUCUUUCCACUUUGCUGCAGAGACUAGAAGAGUGCCAUCCUUCCGACAUGAUUCCCGGAUCCACUGGUUCAUGGCGUUCCGCAGCAAAUACUCCUUGUGGUGGCGAUCAAAUCAGUCAGACAAUUCCUCAUGACUCGCAACAAGCAGUAGGUGGCCCGCACCCUCGAGUCUCUCCUUCACCUGGAAGAGUUACACCCAGUGCUCACCUUUUCGCCCAAUCGCCUCAUGCAUCCAUGUCGGCAUCCACCGGCUCCCCGAUCAUUUCACAAGCCGCACCUACUAGUUCCAGUAUGUAUGCAACUCCUCCUGGUCUACAACAGCAGCCAACACCAAUGAAGGUGCAGCAGCCGCCUCUUUCCGGACCCCCUUCACCCUCGUUCAUGAAGCGACAUUCCUCUGUCCCAUCUAUCUCGGGCAACAGUCCCGCGUCUGCUCCGCCUUUACGCAACACCGAUUCAGUGUCUCCAAGUUUCCUUCCUCAGCACCAGCAUGGAGGGAUAGCCGGUGUUGGCUCCGUCUCACCGAUUAGUGCCAACCUCACUUCCCCCGGGAAUUCUCGACCGCCAUCUAGACACCAACCCGUUCAGCCAGCAUCUUCUGCUCUUCCUCCACCACCUCCCAUAUGGCCACCGUCAACUGGGACUGCGGCCUGUCAAUCUAGCCAAAGUGUCCCCAUCUCGCCCACUGCGUUAAAAGAACAAACACCACCCCAACCUAUGUCCAAUUCUGCUUCACCAAGUCCCAUGCGUUCUCCGAUUGGGAGUCAGCCGGUAACAAACGUUGGUUUUCAAGCGAUGCAUCCGUAUCCACAACAGGGUACUCUCAUAAGCCCGUCACAAUCUCCAGCUCCUUCUCCAUCCGCGGUUCAUCCAGGUUCCAUGAUGGCCCACCGAGCCUGUCACUCGAGUGCGACGUCCUCGGCACUUUCUUCGCCACAUCACUCAAUUCCUCAGUAUCCUACUCUCAGCGUUAGUACCCCUACACUUCCCCAGAUGCCUACGUCAGCGGAAGUCCAACUGCCACGGACACCACAAGCUAACAUCUACCUUGGUUCACAGAGCACACCGAUGGCUACUCCACCUGCUGCAUCACAGGCCCUUUCGGCCCCGGGUACUCCUGUUCCGCGGUCUUCUCCGGGGCAUUUGACUUCACAUCAGCACCAACCACAGCAGCAACCGCUUGUCGGAUCCACUACCAGUAAUGUCUUCGUUGUAGGUGGUGGCGCUGUUCAGCCGUUUUAUCAGAAUACUGGUCCAUCUGAAUCGGAUGUAAAUCAAACCAAUUUUCCUGGAGAUACAUCCCUGGACGGCAGUCUUCGACAAAGUCAAGUUCCCGCGCCCCUCUCAAAAACAAUGGAUGAUUCACGUUCCAUCACUGCCCAUCCUUCUGCUUCUUUCCAUUCCCACAUUUCAAUGCAACAACAACAACAACAACAACAACAGCACCUCUCGCAUCAUCCCCAACAACCGGGUUACUCGAACGCCGACAUAGAACAUCAGCGACUGAGGGAAAUACUAGCCCAGCGGGCGAGACGACAAAUUCGCCAGCAGCAGAUGCUGCAACAACAGCAGCAACAGCGCCAACAACAACAAUUUCAAGAACAGGCCCACGAACAAGUGGCCAUGCGUCAUGGCCAGGUAGCUGGUCCAGGGCAACAUGGACAACCCGUCAUGGCCAUACCAUACUCCUCCAUGGAGCAACCGACGACAGUAUAUGUGCAACAGCAUCCGCAACAUGUGGCUGAACCGAACAACCCUACUUAUGUCAACUAUCCAAAUCAGCCAACAGCUUGGCAAUAUCAAACGACUUCCGUGCCGAAUCGUCAACAGCCCACUCGGCAGACUUACUAUGCGCAACAAGGUCCUCCUCCCCCAAACAAUCCACAACAACACCAGCAGCAGUCACCAAUGUUGUACCAACAAUUUGUUGGUCGACCGUCCUCUCUGUCGCCAGCCAUUUCCAGAUCACCCACUACCCCUCUGGCCCAAUCAGCCCAGCUGAUUUCUCCAUCGAUUCAACAAGGGCCGGGGCAGUUUUACGCGCCCACUAGCUCGCCAGCCGCUCAUGAGUACGGUCCUACGUCGAUGAAGGUAGCGCACAACAGCACACCAGAAUUCCAACAACACAUGAGUUCGUACGGUCCUAGCAGCUCAGCAGCCCCAACCUAUUCGUUUACUGCGGUCCCGAUUCAUCGAAAUGAAGCGAUGUUUGCGGGGACAAGCUCCACAUCUUCUGAGACGGUUAUCGGGUCCUCUCCGAUGAUGUCCAGUGCGCCACAACAAGUUUCCGUCUCACCGCGUGGCAACCUUGGACCUGGCAUGGAAGAGGUCGGAUUUGAACCUCCCGUUAUUCUGAGUCGCGUUGUUUCGGUAAAAGAAAAGCGCUACCCGCCAUCUGCCUUGGCAGCACCUCCUACCGGACAAAUGCUCCCUGGUCGAUCGUUGCCAAGCCAACCCCAAACACCACAGCCCCACCAGGUGCAACAACAUCAACAACAUGCACAGUAUCAAUCUCUGUCAACUGCUGUUCCUCCGGCCGAAAUAAGAAUGCAGCCUACUGCCGGGGUACAGAAUAUGUCAGACUCCACCCAGUACUUCGGCAGCUAUGAACCCGAUGAGUUAACAGUACGAGUCACAUCAUUCGGCGGAGGUGGGCAGACAGUAUUAUCCUAUGCAGAACGGUCGCCGAACGUUCGACCACCGUCGGGCAUGACCAACUUAGCCGAAUUUUCUUCGCCGAUGUCUUCCUAUACCCAACCAGGUGGCAGCGGCAGUCUUCAACCACCAAUCUCCAGUCAAUCUGGCACUGAGCCAGCUUUCGGUGGUACCUACGCCGCUUUUUUGGAUCCACGUCCCCCAAACACUUGAUUGUGAUGUGCGUAUCGAAUCCUAAAUACACCAUGCACUGUUCACUUUAACCUCUCUCUUGCUCUAUUACCGCCGCCAUUCUAUUUGACUUAUGCAUUUCCCCUCGUGUAUAUUUUUGUAUUACAUCAUUUCCUAUGCAGAACGGUCGCCGAACGUUCGACCACCGUCGGGCAUGACCAACUUAGCCGAAUUUUCUUCGCCGAUGUCUUCCUAUACCCAACCAGGUGGCAGCGGCAGUCUUCAACCACCAAUCUCCAGUCAAUCUGGCACUGAGCCAGCUUUCGGUGGUACCUACGCCGCUUUUUUGGAUCCACGUCCCCCAAACACUUGAUUGUGAUGUGCGUAUCGAAUCCUAACUACACCAUGCACUGUUCACUUUAACCUCUCUCUUGCUCUAUUACCGCCGCCAUUCUAUUUGACUUAUGCAUUUCCCCUCGUGUAUAUUUUUGUACUUACAUCAUUUUUGUUAACCUUUGGGGUUGACCUAGCGUUUGUACAGCUUCAUAUUGGCUCUUCAAGGUGCCUAGGAAGCCGCAUGGUCCGACAAUGCUUUCUCCUCUUCAUCUGCUCCGAUCCCUCUUGACCUUGUUCAAUCCAUGCUUCUGAUAUGUUCUGCUGAUCACAGAGGGUGGUCUGCACUGUUCACUGUUGACUCCACAGUGUUUUUCACAACCUCAUGCAUCCCUUCUCCCCUGUUUGUAAGUGUUUCUUUAUCCUCACGUGAUCCUAAUUUUGGGUUCCUGUGGUUCCCAUCUCCGUUCUGCCUUCUCGCAAACAUGUUAGUAUAUACUUUACAAAUGCUGGUAACUCGCCGUGCCUGUUCCUUUGCAUAAAACUGUAUAAUCAGUGU